AUGGGUCAUUUACCAAGAAGUAUUGGAAACUUGACUGAGCUUCAAUUGUUACGUCUUAUUGCCAAUAACUUGGAAGGAAAUAUUCCUCAAACAAUUGGUGAGCUCACAAACUUGAAAAUUAUACAAUUCUUAUCUAACAAGUUGUCUGGCCAAAUACCAAGGAAUUUUGGAAACUUGACAAAACUUCAAGAGCUAGACCUUGGUGAAUAUAACAUUGAAGGAGAUCUACCAGGAGAUAUUGGAAACUUAACCAUGCUUCAAAUGUUAACUCUUGGUUACAAUAACUUAAAAGGUAAUAUUCCAUCAAAUUAUGGGAACCUCACUAAUUUGUAUAAACUCUCUAUAGAAGAAAACAGUUUGAUUGGAAGGAUUCCAACAACAAUUAGUAGCAUACAAGAUCUUCAGUAUUUGAGUCUUGAAGGUAAUAAGCUACAUGGUGCAAUCAUUGAAGAGCUAUGUGGAAUGCCAAGACUUGCUUAUUUAUAUCUAAGUGAGAACAAGUUUUCUGGAUCAAUGCCGCAUUGCAUGGGAAAUGUUACCUCCUUACGAGAACUUCACCUGGACAAUAACAAGUUAACUUCAGAAAUUCCCUUUUCUUUUUGGAAUUUGAAGGACAUAUUGAUCAUAAACUUGUCUUCAAAUAGUUUAGUUGGAAAUCUAUCACUCAAUAUCGGCAACUUAAAAGCUCUUGUGUCAUUGGAUUUGUCAAGAAAUCAUAUUUUAGGAAUCAUUCCCUCAACCAUGGAUAGCUUGCAAACUUUGCAAAAUCUCUCCUUAGCAUAUAACAAUUUGCGAGGAAAUAUUCCCAAAUUACUCGGAAAUAUUCCAAGUUUAAUGAAUUUGGACCUUUCCCAUAAUAAUUUGUCUGGUGAGAUUCCCAAAAAUUUGGAGUCACUUGUUUAUCUAAAGUUUAUCAAUCUCUCAUUUAACAAACUACAAGGAGAGAUUCCCAGUGGAGGUGUUUUCAAAAAUUUGACUGCUGAAUCUUUUAUGAUUGAUGAAGCUCUUUGUGGUAAACAAGAACUAAAAGCAUCCUCUUUUAAACAAAGACAACCAAAUUCAUGGGAUUCUUUCGAAAGGGACUCACCAAUUUUAGGAGGACAAAGAAGGAUUUCUUAUUUUGAAAUUCUAGAAGCAACUAAUGGAUUUGAUGAGAGUAACUUUAUUGGAAGUGGGAGUUAUGGUGAUGUGUUCAAAGGAAAGCUUUUGAAUGGGAUGAUGGUUGCAAUUAAAGUAUUUAAUUUUGAUUCUGAGAAAAUGUCAAGGAGCUUUGAAGUGGAAUGCAACACAAUGCGCAAUGUGUGCCAUUAUAAUUUGGUGAAGAUCAUAAGUAGUUGUUCCAAUGUUGAUUUCAAGUGCCUGAUAAUGGAGUUCAUGCCUAAAGGGAGUCUUGAAAAAUGA
This is a messenger RNA of Prosopis cineraria, 1401 nucleotides long. Its product is annotated as receptor kinase-like protein Xa21. Lineage: Eukaryota; Viridiplantae; Streptophyta; Magnoliopsida; Fabales; Fabaceae. The record is from RefSeq and is a predicted model, not a curated record. The coding region runs from base 1 to 1401 and encodes 466 amino acids. The transcript is spliced from 6 exons. Gene Ontology annotation, molecular function: protein kinase activity; ATP binding; protein binding. Gene Ontology annotation, biological process: protein phosphorylation.